AUGGCUGUCGUAAACUCCCUCCCUACUUGCCAAAGCGCUCUCAAGAUUCAAGGCCCCAACGCUCUAGCAGUCGUUUCAGAUGCUCCACUACCCAACAUAGAGCCAAACGACGUGCUCGUCCGCGUGGUUGCUGUGUCUAUCAACCCUGUGGAUGGCAAGGCCGCUGACAUGUCACCCCAAGUCGGUGCUACCAGCGGAACCGACUUCUCUGGUGUCAUUGUAGCUCUGGGUUCAGAUGUCACAGCUGACUCGUGGAGGGUUGAAAGUGGAAUGAAGCCCGUCAAUGUUGGCGAUCGCGUUUUUGGUGGUACUUUUGGGAACAAUCCUCUGAGACCUCAUAAUGGUGCUUUUGCCGACUAUGUUGCCGUCCCAGCUCGUCUCAUCUGGCAUGUGCCAGACGGUAUGGAUCUUCCCACGGCUGCUACUCUUGGUGCUGCUUUGGCUACCGUUGGUCUGUCGCUUUUCAAUUAUCUUGAACUGCCUCUGCCCUACAGUAAAGACUCGAGCAAGAAGCCCACUGUUUUGGUCUACGGCGGUGGUACCGCAACUGGGGCUAUGGCUUUGCAAGUUCUGAAAGAAGCUGGUAUUGAUGCCAUCACUACUUGCUCCCCCAACGCCGCUCCCAAUGCCACCCGUCUUGGGGCAAAGGCAUGGUUCAACUACAAGUCACCCACUUGCGGUGCUGAUAUUCGCGAGCACACCAACGACAGCCUCGCCUACGCACUGGAUUGUAUCACCGACACUUCUUCCAUGGCCAUCUGUUACGAGGCUCUUGGGUCUUCGGGUGGCAGAUAUGUUGCCCUAGAUGCCUUUCCUGUGCGUGGACAUACUCGACGUAGCGUUGUCCCUGAGUGGGUAUGCACCCCUACUCAAUUCGGCCAUGCAAUCCAGUGGACGGCUCCUUAUGACCUUGAGGCGCGUCCUCGAGAUCUUGAGUGUGCGCAGGAGUGGUAUGUUGUCGCCCAACAACUUGUUGAUGGUGGACAUAUUGAACCACCAGAGGUAGAAGAACGAGAUGGGGGUCUGGCUGCCGUGUCAGAGGGUGUGGAGGAAGUUCGAAGGGGGUUGAUCAAGGGACGCAGACUCGUGUAUCCUAUCACAUCUAGUAUUACUGUGUAA
Messenger RNA from Fusarium sp. VM40, 1119 nucleotides. Lineage: Eukaryota; Fungi; Ascomycota; Sordariomycetes; Hypocreales; Nectriaceae. The record is from the annotation of a GenBank genome assembly.